Molecule: messenger RNA, 1814 nt
Organism: Tetranychus urticae (two-spotted spider mite)
Lineage: Eukaryota; Metazoa; Arthropoda; Arachnida; Trombidiformes; Tetranychidae
Biological process (GO): protein autophosphorylation; peptidyl-serine phosphorylation; peptidyl-threonine phosphorylation
Molecular function (GO): protein serine/threonine/tyrosine kinase activity; ATP binding; protein serine/threonine kinase activity
Source: RefSeq, a predicted model, not a curated record
CACCAGAAACAAACCAUGCAUUUAUCAUAUGUUUGCGGUGAAAAUAGAAUCAUUAUUUUUCAAUUUGUUUGUUUUAUUUAUUCUUUUUGGUUUAAUAUUAAUCGACCUGGUCGUUUGUUGCUUGUUACUUUGCUAUACUCGCUUAUGACAAUCGAUUGGGUCAUCCUAAGAUGAAUUUAGAAUCCUCUAAUUUACCAAUUUUUAAUGAUGAAGAGAAUGUGUAUGAAUCUCUUCCUAGUCAUUACAGUUUCCAUAUUCACAUGGCCGCUGGUGCUCUUGCUGGUAUAGUUGAACAUUGUGUCAUGUUUCCAGUUGAUUCAGUCAAGACUCGGAUGCAAAGUCUUUAUCCAAGUCCUAAAGCAACUUAUAAAUCAGUGCCUGAAGCUUUAUAUAAAAUUGUCCGACAUGAGGGUAUAAAACGGCCAUUUCGAGGAGUUUCCGUGACGCUCAUUGGAGCUGGACCAGCUCAUGCAUUUUAUUUUUCAAUUUACGAAAAAGUAAAAAGAUCUAUUAGUGGUACAGAAACUGGAGGACAAAGUCCCGUAGCUCAAAUUGCCGCUGGAUGCUUAGCAACAAUCUUUCAUGAUGCAUGGAUGAAUCCGGCAGAAACAAUCAAACAGAGGCUUCAAAUAUACAAUAGUCAACAUAGUCGAGCAUUCCCGUGUUUUAUAUCGAUCUGUAAGAAUGAAGGAAUAAAAGCAUUUUAUCGGAGUUACACUACUCAGCUUUCCAUGAACAUACCUUUUCACUGUGUUCACCUUGUGGCUUAUGAAUAUUCUCAAGAAUUAUUGAAUCCAAAUAGACAAUAUAAUCCGACUACUCAUAUGGCAAGUGGAGCCAUUGGAGGUGCCGUUGCUAGUGCAAUAACAACACCACUGGAUGUGUGCAAAACUCUUCUCAACACACAAGACCCGAGAACAUUAAAAGUCUCCAAACAAGCUCGUAUAAAUGGUUUCUUUCAUGCCAUCGGAACAAUAUAUCAGUGCUGCGGUAUCAAAGGUUAUUUUAAUGGCUUACAAGCUCGUGUUAUUUAUUCAAUUCCAUCUACUGCGUUAUCCUGGUUAGCAUACGAAUCUUUUAAAGCGUUCCUUAAAUCAGAAUCCAAUUAAAAGUACUUAGUUAACGAUAAUCAACUUGUUAAUCCAAAGGAGACGUUGCUAUUCUUUUUCAUCAUCAUUUGUACCAGUUUCGUUAUACUUUGUGAUUUGUUUUCUCUCUUCGCUGCCGUCUAUCUUAGUGAGAUUCUACUGUCAUUUUUUGUAAUUACCAGGACUUAACUAUUUCACGGCAAACUUGUGCUAUUACUGUAUUUAUAUUUUGUACUCGAAGCAAUAUUGUUGCUCCCUGUAUCAUUUACUAUAACUACAAUGGUGAUGGUGAUCAUUACUAAGAGAAAAGCUCGUAGGCUAAAUUAGAUUACUUAUUAGUUCCUGGAACAAGGAAAUGUUUGAUGGAAAAUGUAAAUUGUUAUGUGAAGCUUCGACAGACUUAAUUUUGGUUAGACAAAACGAACUGAUUAGUCGUUUAACAAAAAUUUUCUCUGAGUGAAUUAGUGUGAUUUAUAAAUUUGUAAAAGAUUUCGACAAAUUUUGUAAUUAGUACUUUAAAAACUGAGAAUUGAAAUAUGAAACAAGAUUAUUGCUUAAAAGAGGAAAAAAGUCUUAUUACCAUCGUAAGAGAUCUAUGUAAAUAAGUCUUUAAAAAAGCUAAUAAAACCUCUUUAAAUGUAACUGUAUCAGUAAAAAAAUUAAUGCAAAUCAAUCAACAAAUUUGAACAAAAGGUGGUUUGAAUAAAAAGUAAUUAAUACAAUCAA